AUGCCGGAUGCACCAGGCCGGAGGCCCUCAGAGGCGGAUGCGCAGGGCCAGGACUCAGCAACACCACCGCCAUCCUACAAACGACGUCGCAUAGCGCUAGCAUGCACCUCCUGCCGAAACCGAAAGUCGCGUUGCAAUGGCGCUAGGCCCGCCUGCAGCCUCUGCGUAGAGCUUGGAUUCGACUGCAUCUACCAGCAACCCGCUGCUGGCAACGUCAAGCCUGUCCAGCCUCCCUCCGACUACGAUGAGAGACUCCGGGCGAUCGAGGAGACCCUGCGACUUCUUGUCAACCAGAAGGUCACGUUUGCAGGGGAAGGGGAGCGUCCAGCGCAGUCGAGCCCCGACCGAAAUAGCUCCACCCACGAUGUUGCCACUUCUCUUCACCCACCACGACAGGCAUCCAACGAUGACGAAGAUGUCGCGAUCCUCGACGAGGGCGACUCGGUCCAGCCGAACGCGGAGGACUCCGUCGAUGGCAUGGCCGCCAUUACUGACCCAGAAGAGACAGAGUCGCGGUUCUUCGGUCCCUCAUCGAAUAUAGCAUUGCUGCGUCACAUUUCUGACGCGACAUCGGCCACUCUGAAGACGAUAGGUCAAUCUCGGCACUUAGAGAACGAGAUCAAUCAGUCGAUUGUGUCACGGGUAGCGUCUCCAGUCACCACCACCCUUUCUGAGACCAGUCCAAUAGCGCGACACCACAUCAACGUUCGCUCUCUCCCGGCAGAGGCCCGCGCACAACGCCUGAUCAAGCUGUUCUUCUCCGACACUGGGAUGCUCUUCCCUUAUAUCCACGAGCUGGACAUUCUCCGCACGUACUCUACAGCGCGACAGAAUCGCUUUACAGCCGUGGGUCGGUCUUGGCUGUGCCUGAUCAAUGUCAUCUUCGCCUUUGCGACAUACAUAUCUGCGAGGCCGGAUCAAUCAGCAGAGAAGAACGCGGCCGAAUCGGAGAUAUUCAUAGAGCGCGCACAGACCUUAUCUGCCGAGAUUGAGAUGAAGACAGCGAGUCUAGAGACAGUGCAAUGUUUGCUGUUGAUGGCACAGUACCGCCAAGGCACUCAGCGAUCCGACCAAGCCUGGAACCUCCAUGGACUCGCGGUCCGAGCUGCAAUCCAGCUGGGUUUACACUCACGUACAGCCGCCUCUGGACUGAGCCCGGUUGAAGCUGAGAUACGCAAGCGGACUUGGUUUGGGUGCAUGAUACUGGACAGGACGCUGAGCAUGACUUUUGGACGACCUUGUAUGAUGCCAAAUUGCAUUGUCAAACUUGAUCUACCUGUCAACCAAAGCCUGGAGAAGUUGACAAUGUUAGGACGCUCUAUUUCGGGGCCGAGCAACUUAGAUCCUCCAGAUACUGUCUGUUUCUUCACGGCGACGAUCCAAUUGUACUAUGUCCUGGGAGAUAUCAUUUCGGAGCUCUACGCGGACAACGUUGACGUCGAAGCUGGUCUGGCCAUCCCAACCAUCGUGGAAAGAACGGUCGUCCUCGAACAGAAACUCGCUGCGUGGAAGCACAGACUCCUGCCGCAACUGCAGCGGAGGCCGUGGGAUACUCUGGACCCUGACGGUGUGUCGGUGUCCACCUGGGAUCCGGUCUUCGACAGACUCAGUGUCAUCUUGACGCUCCGCUAUCUCAACACUCGCAUCCUCCUCCACAGGCCGAUUCUGAGUGCCUUCCUCCGGCAAAGAAGCGGCCCGAGGCCGGCUGAAUCGCUGGCACGCGAAGACCCUUUCUUCAACGACCUCGGCGACAGAAGCGUCCGGAUUUGCCAGCAAUCGGCCAUGGAGAUCGUGGACAUCGUAUACAAGACAAGCAGGCCGCCGGCGCUCCUAGGCGCCUGGUGGUUCACAGCAUACUACACCUUUAACGCCGCACUGGUGAUAUUCAGCUGUAUCCUGUUGGAGCUCACCAGCUCCCACCCAGAGACGUUACAUGGUUCAUACACGAUCGCCACUCAAUCGCCGGAUCCGACCAAGUUUGUGGAAAUGAUCAUCCGACUCCGACGCGCAAUGGAAGCUCUCAAGCGGUUCGGCGAAGGCACCAAGUCCGCAAAGCGGAUCAGAAAGACCCUUUUGAAGCUCAUGCAAAUAUGCAUGACGCUCGUGCAGAGAAACCCAGAGCUUGGGCCGGUCGCAAUAUCGGCCUUAGCCACCAGCCAGCAGGGGGAAUCGGCACAGGGCAACGGCCAAAACGGCGCCCAGAUGCAGCGUCAGGGUGUCGUGGAAGGUUCUGUCCCCAACAACGGCAUGAUGCAAAAUCUCGGUCCAGACGACCCGUUCGCAUUCUAUGAUAUGGGCAUGCAGCCGUACUGGGCGGACAACAGCCUUGAUUUGUUCGCCGAUCUCGUCGGCGUGGAGCCAGGCUUGACGGCCAUGAUGGCUGGAUGA
Cladophialophora yegresii CBS 114405 is the source of this 2388-nucleotide messenger RNA. RefSeq lists its product as uncharacterized. The transcript is spliced from 5 exons. Gene Ontology annotation, biological process: positive regulation of transcription from RNA polymerase II promoter by galactose; DNA-templated transcription. The record is from RefSeq and is a predicted model, not a curated record. Gene Ontology annotation, cellular component: nucleus. Bases 1 to 2388 code for a protein of 795 amino acids. NCBI's taxonomy places the organism in Eukaryota, Fungi, Ascomycota, Eurotiomycetes, Chaetothyriales, Herpotrichiellaceae. Gene Ontology annotation, molecular function: DNA-binding transcription factor activity, RNA polymerase II-specific; zinc ion binding; RNA polymerase II cis-regulatory region sequence-specific DNA binding.